AUGAUGCGCAUCGAUGAUUUCAAACCAUUAGAAAACGAUGAAAAUAGUGUUAGUAAAUCAAUCAUGGAUCCUUUCGAUGUUGAAAUGAAUUUUAAUAUGUUAAUAAAUAAUUUCGACAAUGAUGAUGAUAAAAAUAAUAGCAGUAAACUAGAGAAUAUCGACAAUAAUUUACUUUCACAAGAAACCAAUGAUGACAAAGAUAAAUAUUCAAACGAAAAAUCAGUGAAAGUAGAAUAUAUUCAAACAAUCAUCAAUGAACCAAAAAAAAAUCAUUCCAAAAAAAAGCAAUUAUUAAAAAAAUAUGCUCGUACCCGCUUUGGAUUUAUUAAUGAUCUUAUACGAAAACAAGCCUGGCUCUAUUUGAUGGAUUCACCCGAUUACUGCAAAUUGAAAUUAAACACGGAAAACAAUUCUCAACAAUAUUUUACAUAUGAUGGAACAUAUUAUAGUGCUGAACGAAAAGAAAUUGAAAUGCAUCGUGAUUACGUUCAAGUUCGUAAGGAUGUAGAACGAACACUUAAAAGAUUUCUGCCAAAUUAUUCUCAAAAUGAACGACUUGAAUUACAAGAAAUCUUGAUUGAUGUUAUUAUUAAAUUACUUCUUAAACACGACAAAUUAAACUAUUACCAGGGAUAUCAUGACAUCUGUUUAACAUUUUUAUUAGUGCUUGGUGAAGAAAAUUGUUUACCAUUAAUCGAUACAAUAACUGAUACACAUCUGACAGUUUUUAUGGAACCGACAAUGGAUCAGACAAUUGAACUGUUAUACUAUCUAAUGCCUUUAGUAAAUGCUAUUAAUAGUGAAGUGGCUGAACAUAUUCAAAGAAGUAAUGUUGGUGUUAUGUUUGCAGUGGGAUGGAUUAUAACUUGGUUUACUCAUGUUUUGGAUAAAUUAGAAACCGUUUUUCGUCUAUAUGAUCUAUUUGUUGCAUCACACAAACUCAUGCCAAUUUAUGUUGCAGCUGAAAUUAUAAAUUUGAAAAGUGAUCGUAUACUAGAAACAGAAUGUGAAAUGACAUGUUUACAUCCAUUAUUAACUCGUUUACCAUCGACAUUAAAAGAUGAGGAAUUUGAAUUAGUAAUUGAACGAGCAUUAACGUUAUUUGAUAAAAUACAUCCAGAUACACUUGGAUUAUUAAAUGAUAAUUGGAAAAAAAGAUGUGAAUCUAUUAAAUCGCAACCAUGGCUAUAUGACGCGAGCAAUGAUGAUGAAAAUAAAUCUUAUAGCACUCUUCGACAACGUUCAGCUGCAUUGACAGAUGAGCAAGUUCAAAAUAUUCCACAUUUUGUUUUGUGGAGUUUUACAUUAUCGGCCGGGAUUGCUGCCAUUUACAUUUGGAACCAGACACAACGAAGCAAUGAUCUAACACAAAUAUUAGAUUUAGGUGAUCUUUUUUCGUUACUUUAUGGCACACGAUAA
Didymodactylos carnosus is the source of this 1419-nucleotide messenger RNA. NCBI's taxonomy places the organism in Eukaryota, Metazoa, Rotifera, Eurotatoria, Philodinida, Philodinidae. The record is from the annotation of a GenBank genome assembly.